AUGUUUACGAGAUCAUGGCCACACCCUGCACGCGCCUCGAGAAAACGACUCGCAGACCCCUCCCGAUCCAAGACUGUCGAACUCAGACACGGGCUGCUAGACCACAAUGCGUCCUCCCACUGCCUGUGUCGUGUGUCGGUAGGUGACAAUUCCUUUCCCUCCACAAGAUCUAAAUUCCCACCAGAACCCGCCGCCGCAAAUGCGAAACCACCGCACCCGGGGCACCAUGUGCCUAUUGCAGUUCGCUCUCUAUGUGUAGAGCUCGCGAAACUGUAUUUCCGCUACAUACACGACACGUUCCAUUCGCUCUUCCAUCCACCCAGUGUGGUGGAAGAAGUCAUCGACGGCACAAUCCCAAGGGUCCUCCUGCUUGCGAUGAUAAGUCUCUCUGCCAGAUUUUCGGAAGAUGCCUUCUUCGCAGGAACGGAUCCAAGAAUUCGAGGUAGGCCAUAUGCCCAGGAAGCAGAGCAUCUCCUCAACAUCCGUGAAGUCUCCAUGACGACGUUGCAGGCCGCCGUCCUUCUGGGAGCGUAUGUUAUCACUGAAGGAGAGGCAGCUGCCGAAGCGGUCUACUACAGCGUGGCCUGUCGCAAUGCGCUGUUGCUUGAUCUGCCCAACAUGGCUGUUACGUCGAGGGUCGAGCAGGAAGUGAACCGGCGAGCAUGGUGGACAUUAUGUAUGAUUGACGUCUGGUCUUCUAGAGGUGUCCGGAUCCCCAGAAUGCUGACACCCAGGAACGACGUCCCCUACCCCAUGGAAGAGACGGUGUUUCACCGCCUGCGCCCCGAUGGCAUCGACAUCCCCAGCCCAUCCAGCCUGCAGGAGUCGCGUGCUUCGCUGCUGACGCAGAUGAUCAAGCUCAAUGCGAUUCUGUUCGAGAUCAGCACCGUCAACGAACUUGCGGUAUCCCGUUCCCACCUCGACACCCACCACAAAGAAGCCGUCGAUGCACUCACAGCCAAGUUGGAAGGUUGGUACGACAAUUUACCCACGGGGCUGCAGGACACACACGCAAACCUGUCGCGCUACGCCACGAUCGGGCUCGGUCCAAUGUUCGUGGCUGUCUAUCUGGGCUACUACCACUACGGACAGUUAUUGUACUAUCCGUACCUCCACGAGGACUCAUACGACGAGACCGUCCACGGGCGGUACUACGCCGACAAGUGCAAAGGCCACUCGAUCGGGCUCUGCGAGAUUCUGUACCGGGCAUAUUCCACCCCGGGCUGCGAGGUAUACUACACCAUGGUCGGACACGUGCUGGUGAUUGCAUCAACCGUCCAACUCCACAUCCUGCUUUUCAGCACCGACGAGGUCCAGAUCCGCACCGCGCGCUCGCGUCUCGAACGCAACUUUGAGAUCUUGACCCGCCUGCAGACCUUCUGGCCCACCUUGGACGUCUGCUUUACGCGGUUCCGCGAGUUCCACAAGACAUGUCAGAAGUACAAGGAGACGUCCUUUCGCAUGGAUCAAUGGAUGCUACAGUUCCUCUUCGAGUUUGGCAAGCCCGUGGGCGAAAAGGACCCGGAUGAUCUCGUGGAGCUCAGGCCGUGGUCCAUGCAGGAUUUGGGGUUCACUCCUCUUUCUUGA
This is a messenger RNA of Fonsecaea pedrosoi CBS 271.37, 1587 nucleotides long. RefSeq lists its product as uncharacterized. Gene Ontology annotation, biological process: DNA-templated transcription. Lineage: Eukaryota; Fungi; Ascomycota; Eurotiomycetes; Chaetothyriales; Herpotrichiellaceae. The transcript is spliced from 2 exons. The coding region runs from base 1 to 1587 and encodes 528 amino acids. The record is from RefSeq and is a predicted model, not a curated record. Gene Ontology annotation, cellular component: nucleus. Gene Ontology annotation, molecular function: zinc ion binding; DNA binding.